AUGGCGAGAAACAGGACGCCGGAGAGUUACAUGACCGCCAAGGUUCUGUCGGACCUCGCGAACAGGAGGAAGCUGGAUUAUGAAGAGAAACUCCGGGCUGAUGAGCUCGAAAGACAGAAGAUGGAGAGGAGGAACAUAGCAGCUGCCUUCAAGCUGAGGGAAGAAGAUUUUCACAAGGAGUGGGCUAUGAAGAAACUAGAGUUGGAGAGCAAAGUAGAACAGAAGUGGAAGGCUUUUGAGGAGAAGAAGGAAGGGAGGAUUCUGGCUUUCGAGGCUGCUGUGUCGAGAAAGUUUUACCCUUCCAUCAAGUUCUCACCGUUAGUUCGCGACUAUUCCUUCCGUGAGAGCACGCAAGCCAAGUAUGGCCAUUACGACAUGGCUCUUGAAUCCAGCAGAGCUCUAUCGAGGCAGAAGAAGUCGGAAGAGAAGCGCCAGAAUGUAUCCUUGGAAGCAAACAUUAGCAAACAGAGAGAGCGGCUGAACGAAUCGCUGGAGAAAGAGCAGAAGGAGGUUGAGGAUUCUUGUACCCGUAUGAAGCUUGCUUUCAAACACAAGAUGGAGAUUGCCGCUGACCGCCUCAAACAGUCGAAUCGAAACCUGCUGAAAGACGUCGAGCAUGCCAUGGCCCUUGAGUUCAUUCAGCCGCGAGAGCUCAAGCAAUCUCUCAUGGAGUCCAAGAACCAACCCAAGUCGUACAAGUCUCGACCUCAAACCUCCUCGACCUUCUGGGGAUCUCGCAUGCUCGAGCGAGUUGGGAGAGGGUGA
Molecule: messenger RNA, 765 nt
Organism: Guillardia theta CCMP2712
Lineage: Eukaryota; Cryptophyceae; Pyrenomonadales; Geminigeraceae
Exons: 8
Coding region: 1-765 (254 amino acids)
Source: RefSeq, a predicted model, not a curated record